AGGCAGCGCAGACGUGGGCAGAGUGUGGGGGUAUAGGAAGAGGAGAGAGCGGGAGGGUAGGUAGUAGUGUGUGUGAGGCUGUCAGACAGCAUGGUCUGGGUCUGAGGACAGCACUGGAAGACAAAACAGCCGCCUACUGAACUCCAUGUAGACCAGAGUGGUGCCAUCCACAGAUCACCUGGACCUGUCCACUCAUCAGCACCCACCCAAGACAACACCUGCCUCUUCUAGAGAAGUAAGCGGAGUAGGACCAGGGAGGUGGGUCUGUUUAUAUUCUUUUUCUUUUAUUAUUUUCUCAGUUUUUUGGUUUUUGGAGUUGGCUCCUGGCUGGACCGCAUGCAUGACACAACGCAAAGGCGAGAAACCCACCAUCAGCAUCCAGGAGCACAUGGCCAUUGACGUGUGCCCUGGCCCCAUCCAGCCCAUCAAGCAGAUCUCUGACUACUUUCCCCGGUACCCACGGGGCCUUCCCCCUACUCUGCCCCACGUUGGGCCCCUCCGCUCUGCCCUCUCCACCUCCUCAGCUUCUGCCUCCACGACUGCUGCUGCUGAGAGUGACCGCCCCAAUGAGGAUAACCCAGACCGGGCUCUUGCCGGAGCCUCCGCCUCCUUACAGGCCACCAAAAAGGACGAGGAGCCUGAUGUGGAGGGAUACGACUCAGAUGACUCCACUACACUGGGAACCUUGGAAUUCAGUUUGCUGUAUGACCAGGAGAACAAUGCACUGCACUGCACCAUUAACAAAGCCAAGCUUCCUGUCCCCAGAUACAAAAAGGGGCUCAAGCCAAUGGACCACAAUGGGCUGUCAGAUCCCUACGUCAAGUUGCACCUACUGCCAGGCGCCAGCAAGGCCAAUAAACUCAGAACCAAGACCCUGCACAAUACACUCAACCCAGUCUGGAAUGAGACCCUGACCUACUACGGCAUCACUGAUGAGGAUAUGGUCCGCAAAACACUCAGGAUUUCAGUGUGUGAUGAGGACAAAUUCCGCCACAACGAGUUCAUCGGGGAAACGCGAAUCCCUCUCAAGAAGCUGAAGCCCAAUCAAACCAAGAAUUUCAACAACUGCCUGGAGAAACAGUUACCUGUCAAGACGGAAGACAAGUCUCUGGAGGAACGUGGACGAAUCAUGAUUUCUCUGAAGUACAACACCCAGAAAUCUUGCCUGGUAGUGGGCAUCAUACGCUGUGCUCACCUUGCCGCCAUGGAUGCCAACGGCUUCUCCGACCCCUACGUCAAAACGUAUCUGAAGCCAGACGAGAACAAAAAGUCAAAGCACAAGACUGCUGUGAAAAAGAAGACGCUCAAUCCUGAGUUCAAUGAGGAGUUCUGUUAUGACAUAAAAUAUGCAGACCUCACCAAAAAGACCUUGGAGGUGACCGUAUGGGACUACGACAUUGGAAAGUCGAAUGACUUCAUAGGUGGUGUAUCUCUGGGUAUCAAUGCAAAUGGAGAAAGGCUCAAGCACUGGUUUGACUGCCUCAAAAACAAGGACAAAAAAAUUGAACGCUGGCACACGUUGACCAAUGAAUUACCUGGUUCAUUAAAUGACUGAACACACACAAUCCUUCGUCCAACCUGUUCGCCGGCUGCACCAGGACUCCCGCAUCCUCCCCGUCCUCUCCACCCAGGUCGUCUUCUCUGGGUCGCCCUCGUGUUGCCCGCAUCGACCUGAGACGCCUCUCUUUGGGAAUACACAGUAUUUCCUCUCCACAGGGCUGAGUUUAAAACAUACACAUCUCAUGUUUGUGUUCAACAACACUUUCACACAUACAGAAAGGAGGUUGCACCGCUGCUCAUUUCAUGUUUUUAAGAGAAAUUCAAUCCACAAGAUGACUGACAGGGAUUGUAGUGUUGACUUUAAAGGAUUCUUGUAUGAACGGUGGAAGAUAAAAGAAGCAAAAUCUAUUUGAUGAGAUCUUUUACAGCAGUUAAAGAAUUUCCACUAAUCCAUAAAGCUGCACAGGAAAAACCUCAUGAUUUCAAUUUCAUGGCUAUGAGCAGUCUUAGGAUUUAAAGUAGUGGAUACACUAACAAAGGAUGUAGCAAAUAUUUCGUAUUACUAAUACAAGUUCUAGAUUUGGAGCAUGUAUUUUCCAUUUGGGAAGAUGAGAGCAAUGCCAUAGAGACUUCGUGUAGUUUAUGGAGAACAGUCUUUAAAGGUUGAGGUCUCAUUAUGCUUCAAACCAUGUCUGAACCAUAACUCUAACUAAAAAACUGCUGUUUUGUUUGUUUGAUAGAGUUAAUAGUGAAGCUUGUGUAAAGGCAAAAACUCCACAGAGAAAGAGAGCUGGGUUGUGGCAAGAGUUGCCUAAAGCUACUUUAUAUUGUAAGCCAAAUAAUCUACAAUAAUAAACAGCAACCUCUAACAAUUAGAAGGCCCCCAAUGUGCAAGUAGAGUGACACUAGCGAGAGUGGGAAGGAAGAACUCCCUUUAAACAGGAAGAAACCAGAGAUUAAUGAGUAAAUGCAAAGUGGUCUGCAAACACAUCGAGAGUGAGUCUUAAGUAGAAAGGAGUUACAAUGCCCUCCAAUACUCACUAACUUUAUUCUGUAAAGAUAGUUUCAGUUAUUUUAAACCAUAAGUUAAUAAAAUAAUUUUUGCUUUUUGCAGUUCUAAAGCAGAAAACCUUUUUUUUAAUUGUGGGUUUUACUUGUUAAGAAAGAUAUUGCAAACAAUAUCAACCUGCUGGCAUCAUAUUUAAUCCAUCUGUGGCCAGUUUAAAGAAUAUAGUUACAUUUGAUUUCAAUAUGUCUAAAUUACAACAAAAAAGUAUACUUUCACAGCCUCCACCAUCUAUUUGGAUUCAGCUGUAGACUGAUGUAUAGUAUGUGGGAGUCAGAUUUCAUCACAGCACCAGAUGGCGAGUCAUCCAUCCAUUUGUUUUUUCAUGCUUAUCCAACUACGAGUCAUAUUGGAGCUGCGCUGGGUACACCCUGGACCCUUCGUGUGAGUCCAUCAUAGGCCUAACGUGAAGAGACAGUCACACGCUCCCCAAUUAAUAUCAGCAACGAUGGAUAGCUGAAUGCGAGACUCCUGCCAUGCAGUUGUCAUUUGAGAGUGUAUCAUUCACUUUCACCGUGACAGAGAGCAAUGAUCAUAUGAAAGGUUCGGCUUUGGAAGAUGUGGGUGAGAAACUUGAGAAAGAUCCAGAUCCCAGUGUGGCACAUCAUGGGCUCGAUAUACAGUAACUGUGCCUAUCUCUGGUUACAACAAAGAAUCUAAGUAGUAUAACAGAAGAAAAGGCCCAAAGGUGGUGCAUCAGGUCUGAAUUGAGCUUUUUUCACAUUCAUAGGGUUUUGCACUGUAAAAUUCAGUUAAAACAGAGUUACCUUUACCUCCCAAAGAGUCUGAAGAAGAACAUUUAGCAGACACAGCCUCACCUCUAGUGUUUUUCUUCACACGCUAAUGUUUUUUAGCCACAACAACAGAAUCGUACUUCUUUCCAAAUUCACUAUAGUGAAAUUCAAGGCAAUGGUCGUCAUUUUGAGGGAGUGGAGCAUAUCAAAUACAGUGUCUACAAAAAGUCCUGGAAGCAGUGCAGGGAUUCAAAAGGAGACAAACUUAGAGGGCACAGAUGUGUUUAAACCAGGCAUGCACAAUGUGUCUCUGUAGCUUCUUAGUCAUCCAGGUCACGUUAGUGUAGAAAGCCUGAGAAAAGAGACAACUAGACUUCUUUAAAUUUGUGAAGAUGUUUGACUUCAAUAGGUCACAUGAUGGUCACAUGAUGGGUUGGGCCAAAGUAUGAUGGUACCGACCCUCUUGUGACUCGUGAUAAAUCACAUGACCUUUUGUUUUUAGAAUUGAAGAAGUCCAGUUACCUCUUUUUUUUUUUUUAAGCUCUUUAGACUUUUUAGCUACGGUGUUGAAGACACACGUGUAAACAACAAGGUUAAUAUGGCUGCUACAUAUAAUUAUAUAAAGAUGGGAUCGUUGUUUGAAGCAUGUUGAGGCCUUGAUAGGCAGUAUCACAACUGGAGCAACCACCCUAACCCGUCCCUGAAAUCUAAGGCACUCUGGGUUAA
Molecule: messenger RNA, 4026 nt
Organism: Maylandia zebra (zebra mbuna)
Lineage: Eukaryota; Metazoa; Chordata; Actinopteri; Cichliformes; Cichlidae
Gene: doc2b
Product: double C2-like domains, beta
Biological process (GO): regulation of calcium ion-dependent exocytosis; exocytosis; spontaneous neurotransmitter secretion
Cellular component (GO): synapse; membrane
Source: RefSeq, a predicted model, not a curated record